CUUGCUUCCAGAUCUGUCCAGUUCUCCAUCAGUCAUCCAAUUAAAACUCUUAUCAGAUCUCUACAUCCAAAUGGACCUGAUGUCAUGGUUAGCUCCGCCUCUGCUCUGUCAUCUGUGUGGUGACAUCACCUGGGAAGGGGUGGGGGGCUCCCAAUGGACUGCUGAGAUUGGUUGAGACUUAGAUAGGCCACUGUGUUCUCCUCUGGGAUUGGCUGCUGUACUGAUGAUGAGUUCACCUCUCUGGCAGUGGUUUCUUUAUUCAUGAGAACAGGCUGACUUGACAGGCCUCUCAGCAGCAGCAUUAGAGAGCAAACCAGACAGUGAACUGGUCACAAAGAGUCAUUCAGUCAGUUUCGUUAGAUGCUAACAAGGAUGCUAAUGUGCUGCUUUACUGGCUAGUGAGGCCAGAAGCUUGGAACGGGAUGAUUAAACUAGCAUAUCAGCGGUUUUUAAAGUGGGUUAGCAUCUUAGCUUUGAGAUGUAUUUCUGUGGUGGAAGCUCUGCGAUGUCUGAUGAUGACGAGGGGCCGUACACCAAACACUCCGCCGGGUCACGCCCUCCAGAUGGAGCGCUGGCCAUCAGGAGGCAGAGUAUACCAGACGAGUUUCGGGGCUGCUCAGUGGUGGAGCUGAUGAAGAAGGAGGGGACGACGCUCGGACUGACAGUUUCAGGCGGCAUCGACAAAGAUGGGAAGCCCCGGGUUUCGAACCUGCGACAGGGAGGCAUCGCUGCCAGAAGCGACCAGCUGAACGUGGGCGACUACAUCCGCGCCGUCAACGGCAUCAACCUGGCCAAGUUCAGACACGACGAGAUCAUCAGUCUGCUGAAGAACGUCGGGGAGCGAGUCGUACUGGAGAUCGAAUACGAGCUGCCGCCCGUCUCGGUGCAGGGGUCAGGGGUCAUGUUUAAGAACGUAGAAGUCACGCUCCACAAAGAAGGAAACAGUUUCGGCUUCGUCAUCAGAGGUGGCGCCCAUGAAGACAGGAACAAGUCUCGCCCCAUCGUCAUCACAAACAUCAGGCCGGGCGGUCCGGCUGACAGAGAAGGGACCAUCAAGCCGGGCGAUCGGUUGCUAAGCAUCGACGGGAUACGUCUCCAUGGCAGCACCCUGUCAGAGGCCAUGAGCAUCCUGAAGCAGUGCGGGCAGGAAGCCACACUGCUGAUCGAGUAUGACGUCUCAGUGAUGGAUUCUGUUGCCACGGCGUCUGGGCCGCUGCUGGUGGAGGUUGCUAAGGCGACAGGCUCCAGCCUGGGCGUGGCUCUGUCCACCUCCAUGUUCUGCAACAAGCAGGUCAUCAUCAUCGACAAGGUCAAACCAGCCAGCAUAGCAGACAGGUGUGGUGCUCUUCAUGCAGGAGAUCACAUUCUGUCUGUCGAUGGGAAGUCGAUGGAGUUUUGUUCUCUGGCUGAAGCCACACAGCUGCUCUCUGCCUCGUGUCAGACCGUCCGCAUGGAGAUCCUGCCACAACACCAGGCCCGUCCGGCCCUGAACGCACCGCAGCACGUCAAGGUGCAGCGCAGUCCCCGCCCUCUCCCCUGGGAGACCGGAGGCUCCGCCCCCAAUCUCCCCCCCUACCACUACAACACGUACCACCCCGACCAAUCAGCUGCCAGAUCGCACAACCGCCAUACAAACAACCCUCCUCUCAGCCACUCGUUCUCUCCCGGCUCCAUGUCGGCCUACAGUCUCUCGUCCCUCAACAUGAGCACCCUGCCCAGGAACAUGUAUCCCACGAGUCCACGGGGCACGCUGAUGAGGAGGAAGGCCAAGAAGAAGGACUUCAAGAGUUCCUUGUCUCUUGCGUCCAGCACUGUGGGUCUCGCCGGUCAGGUCGUUCACACGGAAACCACGGAGGUGAUGUUGCUUGGUGACGGCAUCAUGGGGUUCGGCCUGCAGCUGCAGGGCGGAGUCUUUGCCACGGAAACGCUCUCCUCACCGCCGCUCAUCGCUUACAUCGACCCCGACAGCCCGGCUGAGAGAUGUGGUAUCCUGCAGAUUGGGGACAGGAUUUUGUCCAUAAAUGGAGUCCCUACUGAAGACUCGACUCUGGAAGAAACCAAUCAGCUGCUCAGAGACUCAUCCAUCACCGCUCAGCUCACACUGGAGAUUGAGUUUGAUGUGGCCGAGUCGGUCAUCCCCAGUUCAGGAACCUUUCAUGUGAAGCUUCCAAAGAAACCAGGAGUGGAGCUGGGAAUCACCAUCAGCUCUCCAUCCAACAGGAAGCCAGGUGAUCCUUUGAUCAUCUCUGACAUCAAGAAAGGCAGCGUCGCUCACAGGACGGGGACGUUGGAGUUGGGAGACAAGCUGCUGGCCAUCGAUAACAUCCGGGUGGAGAGCUGCUCCAUGGAGGAAGCUGUUCAGAUCCUCCAGCAGUGCGAGGAGCUCGUCAAACUGAAGAUCCGAAAAGACGAAGACAACUCAGAUGAACAGGAAGUGUCCGGCAGCAUCAUCUACACGGUGGAGCUGCAGAGGUACGGAGGCCCGCUGGGAAUCACCAUCUCUGGCACUGAGGAGCCCUUUGACCCCAUCAUCAUCUCCUCACUGAGCAAAGGAGGGCUGGCUGAGAGGACCGGUGCCAUCCACGUAGGAGAUCGCAUUCUGGCGAUCAACAGCAGCAGUCUGAAGGGGAAACCUCUGAGCGAAGCCAUCAGUCUGCUGCAACAAGCAGGAGAGACGGUCACACUGAAGAUCAAGAAGCAGGGAGAACUGUCGAGCCCGAAGUCCUGUGUGAUUGGUCCAGGCCAGGGGCCGGGGCUUGGUCAGGAGCACCAGGACGGGGAGGAGGAGCCUGUGGUCAUGGUGGCGCCUCUGUCAAGCCAGAGGGCUUUCAGCACGCUGCCGUCCGUGGACAGUGCUGUGGAGUCGUGGGACGGAUCCAACAUGGACAGCAGCUUUACCAUCCCGGCUCCACCUUUUCAGUCGUCUCAGUACAGUUUCCACGAGUGGCGCAACGCCAAGACAGCCAACAGCCAAUCAUCUUCAUCCACUCGCCAGAGAGCCAACCCGCUGUCAGAUCUGGGCUUGAGUGACGACGACUGGGACCGCCCACCUCUCGGCGGAGCCUGUAAUCUGCCCAGCGGUCUAAUCAGUGACAGCAGGUUCACUGUGGGGCAUGAUGGGACAGAACCGGACCAGGAGGAGAACUUCUGGUCUCAGGCUCUGGAGGAUCUGGAGACCUGCGGCCAGAGUGGCAUCCUCAGAGAGCUGGAGGCAACCAUCAUGUCAGGCUCCAGCCUCAGUCUGAACCAUGACCCUGCCCCCUUGCGCAGCACAUUGGGCCGCCAGGCGAGCUUCCAAGAGCGCAGCAACUCCAGACCACAGGUGACAGCCCGGUCCAACACUCUGCCCUCUGACCCCCAGCGCCGAGCUUUUGCCAUGAGGAAGAUGAGGCAGGAAGUCAAUGAGAUCCUAAACCAAAACCCUGUGGAACUCCAUAAGCUGACUCUAGAGAAAGCCUCAGAUUUGGAGGAUUUUGGUUUCAGUGUGUCUGACGGUUUGUUGGACCGUGGUGUCUACGUCAGCAACAUCCGACCAGGAGGCCCAGCCGAGCAGGGGGGUCUCCGAGCUUAUGACCGAAUACUACAGAUUAACCAUGUACGGACCAGGGACUUCGACUGCUGUCUCGUUGUUCCACUGAUCGCAGAGUCUCCAAACCGUCUGGAGCUUGUCAUCAGCCGAAACCCCACCUCCUCUUCCUCCUCCCUGCUGGCCAAUCACACUGACGGCAACACCAACAGCGGUCACUCCCCUCAGCCAAUCGGCAGCGAGCUGGGCCCGUCAGAGCUCUCCACUGGCCAGGGAGAGGAUGGUGGAGCAAUCAAGUGGAGCCAACCAGGAGAUGGGCUGGUGGCAGGGCUUGGGGUGGGGCAGGUGAAUAAUAAAUCCUUAUAGCAGACAACACUGGAUCAAACUGGAUUAAACCAGUUCUAACCAGACUGGACUGGAGAGGUCAAAAGGAGUACAAUAUAAAUAAGUCAAAUUAAAGUGGUUUAGACUUAUCCAGACCAGUUCCAAGUGGACCCCCCACCCCCAUGGUGCUACACACCCUCUGGAUGAACUUUGACCCUUGACCACUAAAGUUUGACCUUUGAACUGCUAAAGCAACCUGAAAGCACAUUAAUGGACUGGAACAACUCCUCAUAUUUGCAUCUAAACCAGUUCCGCAUACUGGUCCUACUGGUGUCACUGGAACUAGAACUAUGACUACUGAUCCAAGUGAAACCACUGGAGCUACUGGUCCUGUUCCCCUAGAGCCAUGGCUACUGAUUUCGCUAAAGCCACAGUCAGUGGUUUUACCUGUGUAAGAUUAAAGGUUACCGGUUUCACACGCCUAUAACUAAGGCUACUGGUCCCACUGAAGUAAGUCAAUGAUCUCACUGGUCUCGUCUUAGUGAAAGAACCAUAGGUAGUGAUCCACCCGGAGCCAAUGGUCUUACUGGUCCAAGAAAUGGUUCUUCUCCGUGGUCUUAGUGGUCACAGAAUUGUGAGUACUAAGCCAAAGCCAUGGCCACUGCUUCUAUGAGUCCAAAGGUGUGGCUCCUGGUCUUCUGUUACAAGAACCAGAACCAUGGCUUGUGGCUGUACUGGCAAAGAACCACGGCAGCACAAAGACUGAUGGGACUCCAGGGUUCAGAACUUGCUGACAGACAGAUUGCCAAGGAGAAUAGGGAUGCUCCGAUCAGGCAAACUGUGGCUGAUGCCAUUGGGAUCAUCCGAAAUGAUACUGAUUGCUGACUGGUUUCAGUUCUUCAACAAGCCCACCACUGUGAUUUAUAUCAAAAAUGUUAAUCUCACUGGUCAAAAAUAUGAGCAUAUAAUGCUGGUACUUGUUUUGAAAGUCACAAUAGGCAACUCCUGGUUUGAUAGUUCUGAAAGUUUUGACGCUAACUAUGUGAUGCUCAAGUGGCACAAAACAUUAUUUGGACAAGAAAAACUGUUAGGAUAACCUGUUUGUUUUUAUCUCUUGCACAUGACCAAGUGUGGGUGUAUUUUGUUUGCAUAAAUCGCUUGCACCCCUUGCGCCUCCCCAGCUACACCCUAUUGUCCAAAUAAGGUCACUUUUAGCACUGAGAAAACCAAGAUGGCAACGGCCGUAAUGAGGCUCGAGGCUUCGAAACUGUAGUCCACCUACCAGUGGAUGAUGUCAUUUCUUUGACACAGUUUAUGAUUUUAGAACAAAAAUCAAGUAAUUUCCAAUAAUCAUCAGCUGAUACUGAUCGGAGCAUCAAAGACUGAGGGUUUACUGCUAAGAUUUUAGUUCUGUGCCAUGAACAAGCUGCAAGUUGGAAGAGUAAUAAUAAUCAUGUUGUUGAUGAUGAUAAUGACACUAAGCAGUUCAAUAAGAAUCUUUUUCUACUGUUUACACCUGGUGGACUGGCCACACUGUGUGUAUGUAUGUGUGUGUGUUUGUAUGUUAUGUGUGUGUGUGUUAAACACAAGGCCAGUUAAGCCCCUCCCACCUCAACUCCUCGUCUUGGCUUUGUCCUGUUCCCUACUUCUUCCCUUGACCAAUAAGUAGCCAGGAUGACAGACAGCAGUUCUGAGAGAUUCAGCUGAUUGGCUGGAACCAAUCAGAAAAAAAAGGUCUCUGCCUGUCUGUGAUUGGUUCUCCCCAACACACAGAUCGAUCAAUCAACUCCAAGAAAAAAGCCAAGCAUGCCCCCAUCCUAACUCCCCUGACCCUCCCAGUAACAGUGAUCUAUUAUGCUAAUCGAUUGGUGUGUUUUUUGAUUGACUGUUGUCAGUUUUCUCUGUUUGUUUGUUUUCAUGAUGACUGAACCUGAAAAGAUGUAAAAUAGAUUUAAAAAAAUGGUUCAGUCCCAUCGCUGUUCACAUCAAAUCCAUCAAACCCUAAAAACAUUCACAUCAUAACCACUAAAACAACAAUGUUACACAAGAAAAAAAAUCCUGAUAUAACAGGAAACCUGUGACAGUAAAUAUCUGUGUGUGUGUGUGUGUGUGUGUGUGUGUGUGUGUGAGUGAGUGUGAGUGUGUUUAUUUUGGAGUGAUGUCAACAUCUUCCUAUUCUCACCUCAGUCUGAACUCACUAUUUAAACUGGCCAAUCAGAGCCCUCCCUCAGCAUCAGCCACCAGUAGAAACCCUCCCUCCUCAGCCAUUAGCUCUGUGCUAAAGGUCCUGUGAUUUGGAUUGGAGAACUGUGAUUGGCUGUGAUUGUGCAGCAGCUGUUUCUGUGUGGAUACUUGUGACUGAUUGUUCGGCUCCGUCUUAAACUUUGUUAACUGUGACGUUUUGAGUCUGAAGCAAAGUGCUAUCUUGUAGUUAGCAUGUGGCUAGCAGAUACUGAGCACAGGGCUAGCAUAAGCCUAACAUGUGGUUACCAUUUGGGUAAACACUUGCAGCACAAGGCCAGCACUAGCUAUGGUUACCAACUAGCAAACAUACAUUUACCUCUGGCAAAUAUAUAGUUAGCACAAAGCUAACACAUGGAUAACAUAUAGCCAAUGAUGAUAUCUAGAUGUUAGCAUAAAGCUAGCCUCAGGCCUACAACUGGCUAACACAGCCAGUGUAUGAGCAGAACAAGCACAAGGCUAACAUAGGGCUGACAUCUAGUAGACAAAGCUAAUAUUUGGUUGGCAUACAGCUAACACAGGGCUAACAUCUGGCUUACAUAGGCAAUAUGUGGUCAGCACACACCUUAGACAAGGUUAACACAGGAGUGGAUCUGGUAAACCUGGUGGCCAAUGAAAGACUAAUUUGGCCAGUGCAAGGUUAAUACAGGGAUAACACAUGGUAAACAUUGCCGAUAUUUGGCUAGCACAUAGCCAUCUCAAAACUAGCAUCUGUUAAACAUUGCUCAUAGUUGUGGGGUGUGGCUAAAGCAGAGCUAACACCUGCUAGUAGUUAGCAUGGUAGUGGUAACUAGAAACAGCCUUGCCAGGUGAUAAACACUAUUAGCUGAGAUAAACUGCUCCACCAAUGUUGAAAAAGCCACAGAGCUGAGGGAUGUGGCUUCAGGAGGGUUUGAUGAGUGAGAUCUAAAGCCAUACACACUGUGUUUGUGCACAUGUAUUAACUGUGUGUGUGUGUGUGUGUGUUACAGUGUGCGUUUGUGUGUGUGUGCAUGUGUUUGAGUGUGUAACAUUGCAGGGAUUUGCACUCUAGUGAUUCACCUCAGCAAGACGUCCACACACACAGACUCACAGACGUACAUACACACACACACACACACACACACACACACAAUGCAUUGCACUGCCAUUUGAAAUAGUGGGUCAGAUUAGUUUCCAUGUAGCUUCACCAACCAACCAAACUGUAUUUUUCUUUAAAGGAACAGGGAUGUUGUAAAGUAUUUUUGUACAAAUUUAAUACUUUGGUAGCAUGACGUUCCUGGUAUUUGUCCUGUUGGGCUCCACUGCUCUCCUCCACCCCCCCUUUGUAUGGACGACUACUGAGCAACAAUAAAGAUGAAGACGUGCUGGGAGGA
Molecule: messenger RNA, 7446 nt
Organism: Scatophagus argus
Lineage: Eukaryota; Metazoa; Chordata; Actinopteri; Scatophagidae
Gene: grip1
Product: glutamate receptor interacting protein 1
Exons: 26
Coding region: 479-3892 (1137 amino acids)
Biological process (GO): neurotransmitter receptor transport, endosome to postsynaptic membrane
Molecular function (GO): nuclear glucocorticoid receptor binding
Source: RefSeq, a predicted model, not a curated record